Colias croceus (clouded yellow) is the source of this 2797-nucleotide messenger RNA. RefSeq names its product scm-like with four MBT domains protein 1. The record is from RefSeq and is a predicted model, not a curated record. Gene Ontology annotation, cellular component: nucleus. Lineage: Eukaryota; Metazoa; Arthropoda; Insecta; Lepidoptera; Pieridae. The transcript has 7 exons. Gene Ontology annotation, biological process: regulation of DNA-templated transcription. The coding region runs from base 152 to 2743 and encodes 863 amino acids.
UUCUCAGUCAAACUGUGAAUCAAACUUGAGCCUCGAAGACGAACAUGAACUGAAUUUCUGGAGAAGAACUUAAUAAUAGUGAUUUCUAAUAUAUAUUUCAAAUUAUAUUUAAUAUUAGUAGAAUACGUGUUUUCAUGGUUUUAUAUUAGUUAUGGAUUUCGAUUGGAACAAUUAUUUAGAAAAUAAUAAAAGCGUUCCUGUCCCUGAAGAAUUAUUUUCUCACGUGGAGCUCAGUCUUUUCAAUGGAAUCAAACAGGGAAUGCUUCUUGAAGUAUGCCAUAAGAACAACCCAGAUGUUUACUGGAUAGCCAACAUAACUAUGGUGUGUGGACACCUCUUAAGAAUCAAAUUUAUAGGGGCAGAAAAUGACUUCUGGUGUGAUAUAUCAAAUACAAAGGUCCAUCCGUUAGGUUGGUGUGGAAAGUAUGAUGAAUUAAUUGAACCUCCAGAUGAAAUUAAUGAAAAAUGUGGCGAUACAAUCAUAGAGAUUAUGAAGAAGGCUCUGCUAGUUGGCCAGUCGGUGUCAAUAGAAGCAUUGAAUAAUAAAGGCUUAUCGCCAAUAGACAGGAUCAAAGUUGGCAUGAAAGUGGAGAUUCAGAACCUCAUAGACCCCUACAAGUAUUGGAUUGCAACAGUGGAUGAAAAUGUGGGUGGUCGAUUGCUCUUACGCUAUGAUGGCGCUGAUGAUGAUUUGCCUCAAUUCUGGUUGUUCUUCUCCAAUCCUAGGAUCAAUAGCUUUGGUUCUGUGACCAAUAAGGGUUCUCCAUGGCAGUUCAAAUAUCCAGGAAAAGUGAAUAAGUUCUCAUGUAAGAACAAAUUGAGUACUCAGUUACGACAGAGUGCUGAAGAGUCUAUCAAGGAGCCUACACCUGCUGAUUUGUUUCUGCCAAACCCCACCUACGAAGCACACAGCUUCUCCACAGGCAUGAAGGUAGAGGCUCUAAGUCCCUCUGACAUGAAGACCAUCAGACCAGCCACAGUCACCAAGAUAUUCAACAACCUCCACUUCUUAGUAGUUCUCGACGACCAUUUGGAAGAUUACGAAGAUACCAAAAUGGCGUGGCUCUGCGAUAACAUGCAUCCAUACAUAUACCCCAUCGGUUUCGCGAAACAAAACAACAUGAACUUCAGACCACCAAAGACUUACAAAGAAUUCGAUUGGGACGAAUAUUUGUCCAAAACAUCAUCAGUCCCUGCCCCAGAAUAUUGCUUUGGAAAGAAAGACCUGCUUAAAGGCAUAGAAGCCAACAUGAUGCUAGAGGCUGCUCAUCCAUUGCACCAAGAUGAGGUUUAUGUCGCAUCCGUAGAUAGAAUAGCAGAACAUAUGGUCCUAGUCGAGUUAAUACCAAUUGGCGAGAAAUUCUGGUACUCGCAAGAUAGUGACUUGCUCUUUCCAGUGGGCUGGUGUGAUAGUAACAACUACGAGUUGCAUAUACCCGAUGUAAAUCCUAAAGAACCGCCGAAACAAGAAGAGAAGAAGGUUCGAGAAGAAAUGAAAAAGACUGAGGAGUGGUGUGAUAGGAUUUUCUUCAAUUACAAGUGUUACGCUGGGCCGUCGAUAAGUAGAAACAAAUUGUCGCAGUUGCCAAAGCAUGUAGGUCCUGGGCCGUUGUGUUUGGUGUUGAAGGAAGUGUUGAAUAAGAUAAUAUCGGCUUCAUACAAACCGGCUAAGUUGUUGAAGGAUUGGGAGACGGAAGGUCCGCCUGAAGAGGGGAUGCGACUUGAAAUGCUAAGAGCCAAAUUAAAAACCAGCACAUACCACGCGUACGUGCCCAUAGUGACGUCAGCCAGUCAGCUAAGUUCGUUCUGUCGCUCCGUGUGUGUGAGGUUACAAGCCUGCCCCUCGCUGUUCGGGCCAAUCGCCUGCCCCGAUAUCUGCCCCAAUAACUGCCAGAAUGUUGAUAAGAGCACUUUCCAUAAUGGAACAGAACGUCGAGGCAGACCAAAGGGAAGCGUUAACGGACGGCGAAAGAAAAAGAAGGCGGCACCAGAAAAGCGCGAAAAGGAACCACCACCGGAAGUAGACACGCAUAAAGAUGGCGAAUCUGUGGAAAGUGAACACAGUGCCGCCUCCACACCACCCUCAGAGUCUGGCACCAGACCAAACUCGCCAGAAAGCAUGUCAGACUACAAACGGGGCACACGGCGGAAGAGAGAAGCGAAGAACAACUACCCUAAAUUGGAAAUGAAAACCCGCGGCGCAAAGCUACCAAACUUCGCCUUACAAAUGAAAGAAGCACAUUGGGACAAGAAGGAUGUCGAAACUAUCUACAACAACUCUUGCGCAAAGAAACAAUCACACGAGAGCGAUACGGAAAACGACAAUGAGAGCAGUUGCAAUUCCAGAGACGCUAAGAACAUAUCAGACGUGUCCGACAGUGAGGAACCCGAACUGAAGAAACUUAAAUUCAAUUUCGACGAUCCUUUGCCGUCAGAUAACAAAAUGUUCGAGAAAGACGCUCCAAUGUCCUGGCUCAAGGGAAAAACUAAACUCGCCCGAAAUCCACUGCACUGGUCUGUAGAUGACGUAUACAAUUAUCUGAUUAACACUGAUGAUUGCAAACUUAUUGCCGAGAAAAUGAAACAAGAGGAGAUCGACGGCCAAGCAUUUAUUAUGUUAGACCUGCCAAUGAUCAGGGACUUCUUACAUAUGAAAAAGGAGUUCGCAGUACAAUUAUGUAAACACAUUACAAUGGUUAGGUGGUAUUAUAUAAUCAAUUUUGAAGAUAAUGGUGACAUAUAAGUAGUUAGUUCCUGUAUUUAAUUGUCUAGUCUUCAAUAAAGUAUUGUUGAAAUA